This is a messenger RNA of Fomitiporia mediterranea MF3/22, 957 nucleotides long. RefSeq lists its product as uncharacterized. The record is from RefSeq and is a predicted model, not a curated record. Bases 75 to 728 code for a protein of 217 amino acids. The transcript is spliced from 4 exons. NCBI's taxonomy places the organism in Eukaryota, Fungi, Basidiomycota, Agaricomycetes, Hymenochaetales, Hymenochaetaceae.
CACAAUCCACCUUGUGCUUCACCCCCCGGCGCAUCUGAGCAGACAUCAAGGAAGUUCCUAGGGAUCGUUACACGAUGAGCGGCCUAGUACGCUCAGUUGCGUUGUUCAUGUCAUUCGCGUUCGGCGUGAUUGGCAUGUCGGUGGGCAUCAAUGCCUUGGUCAAAUCGAACAACUUGAAAGCCUUCGUUAGAGAGGCAGCUCCUCCGGGUGUUUCAGUUGACAUCAACACACAUGACAUUAUUAGCUCGGGUGCAGUUCUUACUGUCGGCUGUGGUCUCCUCGCACUCACCUCUCUCCUCACCUUCCUGCUCACCUUCCUACGCCCUCGCGCACGCAAGACACACCGUUUCUCUGGAUUCUUGCAUUUCUUCUGGGUAGUGUGGAUAUUGGCGACUGUCAUUGCGUAUGAUGUCAUAGCACGAAACAGGGAAGCGAAGGUCACCGCGUUCCUUGCUGGAGGACAGUUGCCGGAUAGUUUUGUACAGCAGCAGGAACAGCUAUUGGGCGUUACGCCAAAGUAUUGGCCGCAUAACUAUAUUAAAUUGCCUGCGAUCCUGCCUUGGUUUGCGUUCUUAUUCGGUGCGAUCGCUGGUGUUACGCUGUUCCAUACCACCAAAGCCGGGCCGGAUAUCGCACAUAGUUCGCGCAACGCCGCUGCUGCUGACGAGAGUGCUGGGAAGCCGAGCACGGAGAAAGGAGUUUCGGAGGACGUACACGAUCGCACAUGAACUGUCACCGAUUCAGGCACUGGUUCCGUUGCUCCAUGCUGUCAUUGGAACUGUAAAUACCAUGCACUGUUUUUUCUUCUGCGGAGUCGUAGACUCUUACAAUUUUCUGGACCUUCAACGUUAUUUCCUUUGCCUGCUCGUUGUGAGAGACUUGUAUUAGUAAUAGCCAUGAAGUAAUGGAAGGUUUCAGCAAUGCAUCGUAAGAUCGUCGCUGGAAAGAUAAACUGGC